CCAAUCACAGCCAAUCACUGAUGAUCAGUGUGCCCUGUUGAUCAGUGUGGCCCCAGAAGUGUCACCUGUCAGUGUCCAUCAGUGCUGAACAGUGCCACAUAUCAAUGCCACAUAUCAGUGCCUACCAGUGCACAUUAAAUGCCACAUAUCAGUGCCCAUCUGAGCUGCCUUUUAGUGCCACUUGUCAGUGCUGUCAGUCAGUGCCGCCUAUCAGUGCUACCAGUCAGUGCCGCCUAACAGUGCCAGUCAGUGCCAUCUAUCAGUGCUGCCUUUCAGUGCCCAUCAGUGAUGCC
Messenger RNA from Staurois parvus, 293 nucleotides. The record is from the annotation of a GenBank genome assembly. NCBI's taxonomy places the organism in Eukaryota, Metazoa, Chordata, Amphibia, Anura, Ranidae.